Messenger RNA from Lethenteron reissneri (Far Eastern brook lamprey), 3583 nucleotides. RefSeq names its product formyl peptide receptor-related sequence 4-like. Gene Ontology annotation, molecular function: complement receptor activity; G protein-coupled receptor activity. Gene Ontology annotation, cellular component: plasma membrane. NCBI's taxonomy places the organism in Eukaryota, Metazoa, Chordata, Hyperoartia, Petromyzontiformes, Petromyzontidae. Gene Ontology annotation, biological process: phospholipase C-activating G protein-coupled receptor signaling pathway; inflammatory response; positive regulation of cytosolic calcium ion concentration. The record is from RefSeq and is a predicted model, not a curated record.
AACACGGGAAGUGGAAGAGAGGAAAGGGGGGAACCUCGUGACGGAGAAGAGAAGAAGUGGGAGCGAUCUGGGUCGAGACGGAGUGAGUGCCCGACAGAGACAGAGAGAGAAGAAGGGAGAGGAUUCACGGACUGAGCACCACACAAUCGCUCAUCCCAUCAGGAUGGCCACAACCACCCAUCUCCCGAGCUCCUCUUUCUCCCCGACACUGCAGUUCAACACGACCACUGUCUGGAACUACGUCGCCUGGAACACCUCCCAAACCAUCGUGACCCGGCUCUCCAAAAGCACAGACAAGACGCCGGAAACCUCCACCAGCACUGCCACCUUAAUAUACGCGGCCAUAACCAUCUUGACCAUCGUCUUCGUCCUGGGCAGCAUCGGCAACUUCUUGGUCAUCUGGAUCCUGGGCUUCAAGAUGAAGCGCACGGUGGUGACCCUCUUCUUCUUGCACCUGUCCAUCGCCGACUUCAUCUUGGUCCUGCAGAUCCCCCUGGUCAUUGUCACCGUCUACAUGGAAGCGCAGUGGGUGCUUGGGGCGGUCGCGUGCAAACUCGUGUGGUUCACCCUUGCCGUGAACAAGAACGCCAGCGUCUACUUCCUGACGCUCAUCAGCGUCGACCGCUACGCCGCUCUGCUGCACCCCGUGUCCUCGCUGCCCCUGCGUCAUCUGCGCGUGGCCCGGCGGCUCUGCCUGGCCGUGUGGCUCCUCGCCCUGCUGCUGAGUCUGCCGCCUCUCAUCUUCUCCAACCUGGACGCGUCGGACGAAGGCCUCGUCUACUGCUGCAGCGGUUACAGCGACGAUGUCCACGAGCACACGCGGCACAUGCUGACCGCCAUCGGGAUUUCCUUCGUGGCGAGCUUCGCCGUUCCGUACGCCGUCAUGAUCUUCUGCUACUGUCGCAUCGGGGCGAGGCUGCGGCGCGUAGACAAGACGCGUCGCGGCAACUCGCUCAGAAUCAUCGUGGUCGUGGUGGUGGCGUUCUCCGUCUGCUGGGCGCCGUACCACGCCAUCGGACUGAUGGAGGCCGCCUCCUACGUUCAGGACGACGAGAGCUUGUUGACGGCGGCAGAAUGGGCAGACCCCGUGAUCUGGGGAUUCGCGUUCAUCAACAGCUGCAUCAACCCGAUCCUCUACGUGUUCAGCGGCUCGGAUCUCAAAGCCCGUUUCAGGCGCUCGCUCGUCGCCGCCAUCGAGAACGCGUUCAGAGACCACGAGCCGUUGGAUUCGGGGCAGGACAGCAGGAGCGGACACACGGCGCAGUCGCGGGACCUCGUCGACAUCGCCAUGGUCAGCACCGACGUGAUCAGCACCAACAUCAGCAGUGACUCCAAUGGUAAUGCGGAGGGCGGCCGCGUUGACGGGACGCGGGUUGCCUUGGUGCAGGAGGAACGGGUUUAGGGGUGGCCACCUUGAGGGAUCUGCGCCACGAGAAUUCCAUUUGUUUUCAUAUCAAAUCGACACCCCUGGGUGUUGUUUGUUUGACAAGCUCGCUUCUACUGAAUGAUAUGAAGGAUUGCUGCUGCAAUUAGUGGUGAUGAUGAUUGAUGAUGAUGGUAGUGAUGAUGAUGAUUACGGUGGUCAUGGUGAUAGUGACGUUGAUAAAAAUGACGAUGGUCGUGAUAAUGAUGAUGACGGUGGUAGUGGUGAUAGUGACAAUGAUGAUGACACACACCAUGAUUGAGGAUUAUUGAGGUGGUGGUGGCGGCCAUGAUGGUGGUGAUGAUAAAAACAAUGUUACGGUUUAGGGUUAUGAUUUGAGGUAUCGAGAGACUCUUCUACUUAUCAACAUUUGACUUACGAAUUUUCAGAGAUAUGAACAAACCUGGUCCAAAUGUCCAGUUGCCUGUGAGGACCGAGAGUCGUAAGUUCAACUGCCGUGCAAUAGAUGGCGGUGGUGGCAUCUACAUCUGCAGAACGUGAAGAACCAGUGGCAUCUACAUCUGCAGAACGUGAAAAACCAGUGGCAUCUACAUCUGCAGAACGUGAAGAACCAGUGGCAUCUACAUCUGUAGAAAAUUAAGAACCAGUGGCAUCUACAUCUGCAGAACGUGAAGAACCAGUGGCAUCUACAUCUGUAGAAUGUGAAGAACCAGUGGCAUCUACAUCUGUAGAACGUGAAGAACCAGUGGCAUCUGCAGAACGUGAAGAACCAGUGGCAUCUACAUCUGCAUAACAUGAAGAACCAGUAGCAUCUGCAGAACAUGAAGAACCAGUGGCAUCUACACCUGCAGAUGUUGAAGAACCAGCGGCAUCGACAUCUACAGAAAAUGAAGAACCAGUGGCAUCUACUUAGUGGAAUCUGCCUCUGCAGAACUUGCAGAAUCAGCGGCAUCUAAAUAUGCAGAAAAUGAAGAACCAGUGGCAUCUACAUCUGCAGAACAUGAAGAACCAGCGGCAUCUACAUUUGCAGAACGUGAAAAGACAGCGGCAUCUACAUCUAUAGAACGUGAAGAAACCAGUGGUAUCUAAAUACUGUAUGUAGAACAUGAAGAACCAGUGACAUUUAGAUCUGCAAGAACGUGAAGAAGCAGUGGCAUCUAAAUCUGCAGAACAUGAAGAACCAGCGACAUCUACAUCUGCAGAACAUGAAGAGCAAGCGGCAUCUACAUCUGUAGAACGUGAAGAAGCAGUGGCAUCUAAAUCUGCAGAACAUAAAGAACCAGCGACAUCUACAUCUGCAGAACAUGAAGAGCCAGCGUCAUCUACAUCUGUAGAACGUGAAGAACCAGUGGCAUCUACAUCUGCAGAACAUGAAGAAUCAGCGGCAUCUACAUCUGCAGAACGUGAAGAACCAGCGGCAUCAACACCUGCAGAACGUGAACAACCAGUGACAUCUACAUCGACAGAACAUGAAUAACCAGCGGCAUCUACAUCUGCAGAACGUGAAGAACCAGUGACAUCUACAUCUGCAGAACAUGAAUAACCAGCGGCAUUUACAUAUGCAGAACAUGAAGAACCAGUGGCAUCUACAGCUACAGAACGUGAAGAACCAGUGGCAUCUACUUCUGCAGAAUAUGAAGAACCAGCUGCAUCUACAUCUGCAGAACGCAAAGAACCAGUGGCAUCUACAUCUGCAGAACGUGAAGAACCAAUGGCAUCUACAUCUACAGGAGAAUAUACAACUUUUAAAGCCGUGUUUCGUGUGCACGCCGUACAACAUGUUUGGAAUCGACAGGAGUAAAGUUUUUCUCGUGACAAAUCAACUCAUACGAACAGUACCUCUGGGACUUAACCCGUUCGUAAGUAGAGGAGUCCCUGUAAUACGCCGGUUUACAUGGACACGUUGCGGUGGUUGGAUACGUUGGACCAAUGUUGCAGCAAUGUUCCACCGAAGUUGCAACAACAUUGGAGCAACGUUGGACCACUUUUCAUGUUUACUGGAGAGAACAGGGUCAACUUUAGGGUUAUAAUCGGUAUCAUGGCCAAAGGGAGAAGCGGAGACCAGGCCUGGGUGCCGUGAAGACCCGGGAGAUGCGAGCAGAAAGGAUGUUAGCCAACGUGGUUAGCCAACGUGGUUAACCAACGUCCUUAGCCAACGUUGUUCCACCUCAGGGGGGCGUUGUUGUCACAUAGGAAAAA